AUGCCGACCUUAAAGCAACUGACCUGCACGCUCGAGAAGGAGCCGUCGCGCUCUCCUCUCAAAGAGUUCAGCACCAACUACAGCGAUGGCUUCGUCGAGGCCUAUGUCGCCGUCCCCGAGCAGCGCACCGGAUUCAGCCUUAACCUCAGGUCGAAUGGCUACAUCGCGCCAGGCCUAGCCAUCUUCGUCUACAUCGACGGCGUCUAUCAAUGCAAUCGCCACCGUCAGGGCCUCAUUCCGCCCGAUGGCACCAUCCCUUCGGAUUUUUACGAAGUCAACUUCCGCGUCUCGCAGAAGGAGGAGAAGAUUGCCAAGGGCCAGUUCGUUGGCCGCGCCUGGAGCUUCGACAGCCUCAACAUCGCAACUGCGGACAAGGCCCCCAAUGUUGACGACACCAUCCUGGGCAACCUUGGCACCAUUGAGGUCGUUGUUCUCCGUACCAAAGCACCUUCGGCGGAGCCUGCGCCUGGUGCCGCGGCACAAAUUCUACCUGCCCAGCCCACUUCGGGAAACACUGGAAAAGCGGGCAAGCAGAAGGCUGUCAAGGUCAAGCCAAAGCUCGCCCCGGGUAAUGGCACGCUCGACGGCACCGAAGACUUUGUUGCGGUCCAGGACUUCGGAGCGGGCCUUGAUGGUCCCAACGACUACCGCCAUCACGAUCAGACGUAUGACUGUCACUACCACGACGACAGGCGCCAUCGUCCUCGCCACUCGCACGACUCCUACCACAGGAGGGCCUCUCGAAGCCCGCCUCCUCCCCGUGACUUCGGCCCUUCAUAUGCCGACUACCUGCGCUGGAUAGCCACUCAUCCAGAUGCCGCUGUACCCUCCUGUGGUCGAGUGGCGCAGAGAUCUAGCAGCUACUACGAGCAGUAUCGUCCCACCGAUGUGGAGCGCAACCAGCAUGGUGAAACCCCCAUCACCCAGCGGCAGAGGCGCCGUGUUCGUGCAAGCGACGGUAUUCCUCAGAACAAACCCUACGAAUAUUGGGUCUUCGAAGGGUCUAACUUGGAGAUAGGAGACUGUUUCCCCCAUGCAGCACAUAAGCCAACUUCUUCAGCCUCUGUGUCGCACGUCGCGUCCCAAAACGGGUCCGAGGCUGCUCGCCGUCCUCGCACGAGUGGAGAUGCACGUCGCGGUGCUUACAGCAACAUCGACACCCGCGAAGUCGCUCGUGUGAGGGCUUCAGAUCAAGUAAGUCUCCACGUCCGAUGGGAUGGUAGUCGUCUCAGUCUUGAGGGACGCGUUACCGACCCAGUUCGACAGAUCCCGAUCCGCUCCGGUCAUGGUGCAAACGUCAAGGACUCCUCGUACCGCCUCGGUCAAGAAGACGAGAGCCUUGCGAGCUCUAUGCACCGUCCGGACCCGAUGUAUAAUCCGCGCUACCCGCCCGACGAAGCUACUUUGCAGAAACACCGCAACGCCAGCAGCCGCGAUGGCACGAGCAAGAUGCCCGGCGGUUGGGACGACCCUAAGGAUAGCGCCAGAGCCCCGAACCCCUUCGAGGGGCGCUUCAUCGACAACGAGAAGCCGUCUGCAUCGCAUUCGAACAGGGGUGAAUUGACCAGUGCUUUCGAUGAUGCCGGAUGGGACAUAGCAAACGAACAGGGUCACCACGGCGGUGGUCAAUCCAGCGGUCAGAAUUGGUUUGAGGUUAAUGGCGCUGGUCAAAAUACCGCCGGCUGGGGUGAUAACCACCAGAACGGCCAGAGCGGCUGGAAUGGCAAUGGCUCAGGCGGUGCUGGCGGUAACGCGGGAUGGGGAGCGACCGGUAUUCAAGAGCAGGCGACUCAGCAAGACACGGGCGCCAGUGCUGGUUGGGGGGACGGGAACAAUGGAAACAUCAGCUUCGGUGCUAACAACGCUGGCGGAUCCGGGUGGGAAUUCAAUACUGCUGGUAACAACGCAGGCACCUCCGGCUGCCAGCAGACGUGGAACAAUGAUAACUGGGGCGGCGGUGCAGACACCACCGAACAAAAUGGCGGGCGGGCCGUCCAAGAUGACGCUGUGGGCAACGCUGCGGACAACACUGGCGGUGGGUGGAGCCAGGACAAUGCCGGAUUUGACUGGUCCACCCCUGCGGACAACACUGCCCAGCAGACUCCAGCCGCGAAAAACUGGGCCGACGAUGCCGCCCCAGCCACCGCAGCGGCAGCCGCUCCCGCCGUCCAGCAAUUUACAGCUCCGGCCGCCGCGAAACCCACCAGCUCGCACAAGGCCAGCGGGUCCAAGGCGGCCUCCUCCUCCUCCGCCGCCGCCGCCGCCAGCACCCGCGCCCACAAGCCCGUCGUCCCCGACCAGCCCUUCAUCAAAAGCUACUGGCAAAACACGGCCCCCCGCGCUCCCCCGGCCGCGCCGUACCCCCAGCCCAAGCGGUCGGCGGACGCGGCCACGGAGAUCUUCGCCCCCUCGGAGGCGCCCUACGUCGUGCCCGAGCGCACCGCGCGCGAGAAGCUCGUCGACAGCUACGUGCACCACGGCAAGGCGUACGGGUACGCGCACGCGACGGCGCGGCCGGCGUACAUGGACACGCUGGAGAGCCCGUACGCGGUGUUUCGGUUCAAGUACCGGAGCGGGGAGAUGCUGGCGCGGAUCUUGGGGAGGAGGGGCAAGGAGGAGGUGGAGAGGGAGAGGGCGAGGGAGAGGGCCGAGGAGGAGAGGAGGGGGUUGGCGGGGUUGAGCAGGGAGGAGUUGGUGGAGCGGCUGUUGGCGGAGGGGAAGGGGAAGGAGAAGGAGGCGAGGAAGAGUGUUGCUGGUGGUGGUGGUGGGAGUCAGAAGAAGGCGGGUGGAAGUCAACAGAAGGCUUCGAGUGUCGGGGCUACUUCGCAGCCGAAACCUAUCAACCAGUGGGCGAAUGAGGUUGCUGUUGCGACGGGAUCGGUGGGGAAGGGGAAGGGCGCCUCUGGCACCGGCGAGGCCUUGGUGUGCGACAGGUGCAAAAACGCCCUCGGCAGCGAAUGGUGGUCCUGCAAUGUCUGCGGCGGCGACGACGACACCUACGACAUCUGCUGCCCCUGCGUGGAGAAGAAGAAGCGCUGCAAGGACAGCUCCCAUGAUCUUAUGAAGUGGAAGGAUAACGUCACCAUGGUCAACGGCGAGCCGGAACCUGGGCCAAUAAUUGGCGAGAUCCUUCGCGGCAUCCCGAAGGGCUCCAAGAACAAGGGUGGCAAGAGCGUCGCCAGCGGAGGCAAGAAGAACGGUGGUGGAGGCAACAACAACAACAACAACUGGUCUGGCGGUGACGCUGGUGCUACCAACGGCGCUGACAACGGCGGCGGUUGGGAAUCGUGGCCUGCCGAUAACACCGGCGGUGCUUCUUGGGGUGCCGUUGAUGGCGAUGCCGGUGGCGCUGAGAGCAAGUGGGCCAUAUAG
Messenger RNA from Diplodia corticola, 3372 nucleotides. RefSeq names its product zinc finger zz-type protein. The coding region runs from base 1 to 3372 and encodes 1123 amino acids. The transcript has 2 exons. Lineage: Eukaryota; Fungi; Ascomycota; Dothideomycetes; Botryosphaeriales; Botryosphaeriaceae. The record is from RefSeq and is a predicted model, not a curated record.